Molecule: messenger RNA, 1757 nt
Organism: Ziziphus jujuba (common jujube)
Lineage: Eukaryota; Viridiplantae; Streptophyta; Magnoliopsida; Rosales; Rhamnaceae
Product: nudix hydrolase 19, chloroplastic
Exons: 6
Coding region: 61-1395 (444 amino acids)
Biological process (GO): NADP+ catabolic process; NAD+ catabolic process
Cellular component (GO): cytosol
Molecular function (GO): metal ion binding; NADH pyrophosphatase activity
Source: RefSeq, a predicted model, not a curated record
CUCUCUCUCUCUCUCUCCCCCCUAAAAACCGAAGCAACCACCCGAUGGAGAGACGUAGUCAUGCUCUCUCUCCUAUCUUCCACAUCCACCUCUUACCUAUUUUCUCUCUCCAACAAGCUCUCUCUCCGCAGCUUCACGACAACAAGACGAAGAGCUCUUUCUUGCAUCUCGACCACCAUGUCUAUAACCCUUCAGUCCCAUGCCUUUGCAGGCAAUCCUCUGCGAUCCAAACUGGGAAACCCAUUUUCACCCACCCAAGCCAUUGAAGCCCUCAAAGCCCAGCUGCUUUUAGAGACUAAUGCCCAAUCCCCGUCUUCUUCUUCUUUCCCUGUUUUCAAUUUCAAGGUCUUGCCUUUCAGAAAGGGCAGGCCUUUGGCGUCUUCCAAUGCUGAGACCGGUGCUUCCCAGCCAAAUUGGCAACUGGGUUGGAUCAGUUUGGACCGUUGCAAGGCAUUGUUGGAGAAUUCUGGUGUCCAGCUCACCGGAGACUCGAUGGUCUAUCUGGGUUUUCGUGUCGAGGACGGUGUGAUUUACUGGGCAAUUGAUGUUUCCAGUGAGGGUAGUUUGGUUCCUGAAUUGGGUAGCCAACAAUCUUGCUUUGUUGAGCUUAGAACGCUGAUGGUGGCCACUGAUUGGGCUGAUGAUCGGGCUAUGGCUGAAUUGGCUAUUGCUGGCCAUGCAAGAGCUUUGCUGGAAUGGCAUGGUAUAUCACAAUUUUGUGGACAUUGUGGAGGAAAAACAGUUCCCAUGGAAGCUGGGUUACGGAAGCAAUGUUCAAAUGAGUUGUGCAAAAAGAGAAUCUACCCUCGUAUUGAUCCGGUUGUCAUUAUGUUAGUAAUUGAUAGAGAGAAUGAUCGUGCACUUUUAAGCAGACAAUCUAGAUUUGUACCCCGAAUGUGGAGUUGCUUAGCUGGUUUUAUAGAGCCAGGAGAAAGUUUAGAAGAGGCAGUGAGGAGAGAAACAUGGGAGGAGACUGGUGUUGAAGUAGGAGAAGUUAUCUACCAUAGUUCUCAACCCUGGCCUGUUGGACCGAGUAGCAUGCCAUGCCAGUUGAUGAUUGGGUUCUUUGCUUUUGCAAAAUCACUUGAAAUAAAGGUGGAUAAGGAAGAGUUGGAAGAUGCCAAGUGGCACAGCAGGGAAGAUGUGAAAAAAGCUUUGACGUUUGCCGAGUACAAGAAGGCACAAAAAACAGCCGCAGCCAAGGUAGAACAAAUGUGCAAGGGAGUUGAAAAAGGACAGAACUUCUCCGCAGACUUCAAUGUGGAAAGUGGGGAACUUGCUCCUAUGUUUGUCCCUGGACCAUUUGCAAUUGCUCACCAUCUCAUCUCUUCUUGGGCCUACCAGGAAGUCGAUCAUCUUCUGAAACAACCUAGUGGUUCUUUGUCAAAUUUGUAGCAGUGGCUUGUUUCAUUCCCAAACGCAUUGAAACCCAGAUUUGAAUUUGUUUCUUGGUCGAAGAAGGAAGAUAUCAUUAUAUUUUUAGUUCAUAGGAUGGAUGGGGGUGCUUAGCUUUGAAUGCAGCUGGUUUUCUUUCUAUCACACAACCAGUGCAUUGAGGUUAUUAUAGUUUAUCUAGUAUCCAUGAAGAAAAGGAGUAGCUUUUUUUCUUUUUUCAAAAAAAUUUUUUUUUUCUUCUUCUUUGGAAUAUCCCAUUUGCUUAUAUUCAUAUGUUAACUGUUUAUGAUGUAUUUGAAAGCAAAUUUAUCAGGGGACCUAUUUGUUUUCUUCUUACUAUUUCAACUUUCUUAUUGUGUGCA